AUGCAAAUGAAUAAUUCUUCACCAUCCCCGUUUGCCAAAAGAUUGCAUGGCAAAGUCGCCAUAGUCACCGGUGGUGCAAGCGGUUUCGGUGAAAGCACGGUGAGGCUUUUCACCAAACAUGGCGCCAAAGUGGUGAUCGCCGACGUCCAAGACGAACUGGGAACUUCAUUUUGUGAGGAACUACUUUCUAAACCCGGAAAUGUGGUCAUGUAUGUUCAUUGUGAUGUUACCAUUGAUUCCGAUGUUCAAAAUCUCGUCGACACCACGGUUUCCAAAUAUGGAAAGCUGGACAUCAUGUUCAACAAUGCAGGUAUCUCCGGCGAAUCAGAUAUCACGAUACUAGGAUCUGAUAUCAAUAAUCUCAAGCGGGUUAUCGAAGUGAACGCCUUUGGUUCGUUUUUGGGAGCCAAACACGCCGCUCGGGCCAUGAUUCCGGCAAAAAAUGGAGUGAUUCUGUUCACUUCAAGUGUGUCUUCUGUGGUUGCCGGAGUUACGUCACAUGCGUACGCGAUGUCAAAGCACUCGGUGGUGGGGUUGAUGAAGAAUUUGUGUGUGGAAUUAGGAGAACAUGGGAUACGGGUGAACUGCAUCUCACCUGGCGGCGUUGCUACGCCGCUGCUGGUUAAUGCGAUGGGAAUGGAGAAGAAGGUGGUGGAGGAUGUGCUGAGUGCAUCGGGCACUUUGAAAGGUGUGAUGCCGACGGUGGAGGAUGUGGCGGAGGCGGCGUUGUAUUUGGGUAGCGAUGAGGCAAAGUUUGUGAGCGGGGUGAACCUGGUGGUGGAUGGUGGUUAUAGCAUCACCAAUUCGUCCUGGCCAACGGUGGUCAAAAGUUUGAUGUCUUCAACUUAA
This is a messenger RNA of Cynara cardunculus var. scolymus (artichoke), 849 nucleotides long. RefSeq names its product secoisolariciresinol dehydrogenase-like. Gene Ontology annotation, molecular function: oxidoreductase activity. The record is from RefSeq and is a predicted model, not a curated record. The transcript is spliced from 2 exons. Lineage: Eukaryota; Viridiplantae; Streptophyta; Magnoliopsida; Asterales; Asteraceae. Bases 1 to 849 code for a protein of 282 amino acids.